UGGUUCUCCAGGUGGAGAGACCGGGGUGAACACAGUGAGUGGCACAAUUUGCAUGUACAUCGGAAUAUUGACAGUAGGGUGGUAUCGCGAUAUAAAGGCUAAAGAGAGCUGAGAUGGAACCAGAGCUAACAGACCGUUACGACCACGCUCUGCUGGGAAUUCUGCAACAUGUCGGAAACAUCCAAGACUUUUUAAAUGUUUACUUUGGCUUUUUGUACCGCAAGACAGACUUCUACAGACUGCUUUUGAGUCCACAGGAUCGCCUGGGAUUCCCACCAGGUGUUGCACAGAAUAUGGUGCUGAAGACCUUCAAAACAUUUGAGCGACUGGCCAUACAAGACCAUGAGCAGAGAGUGCGUGAGUUGCAGGACAGACUGAAGAAGAAAGAGGAGGCAGAGGCAGAGAUUGAGCAGGCGCCAGCACCAGUGGAAGAAGUCACUGUUGAGGCACCACAGGAAGAAGGAACGAUGGAGCAGGAGAAGACAACUGCUGAAGCAGCACUAGAGAAAACUGAAGGGAAAGCAGAGGGAACAGACGCUAAUGUGAACAGCACAGAGGCAGCAGCUUCAACUGACAAUGUCCAUGAGGAUUUUCAGACAAACCCAGACAGUUAUAAUGGAGCUGUGAGAAAGAAUUACUUGUGGUCUCAGGAUUAUACAGACAUAGAAAUAAAAGUCCCAGUGCCUAAAGAUGUGAUUAAAGGAAGACAGGUGUCCGUGGACCUCCGCAGUACGUCUAUCUGUGUGAAGGUGAGGGAUAAGGAUGGGGAACACACUCUGAUGGAUGGAAACUUCACCCACAAAAUAAACGCAGAGACCUCCCUUUGGAGCCUGGAGCCCGGGAACUGUAUACUGAUUAGCCUGAGCAAGUGCGGGGAGUACUGGUGGAACGCCGUCUUGGAGGGGGAGGAGAAAAUAGACAUCGACAAGAUCAAUAAGGAACGGAGCAUGGCAACCGUGGACGACGAGGAGCACGCCGUUUUGGAUCGGCUCACGUUUGAUUACCACCAGAAGCUACAAGGGAAGCCCCAGAGCCACGAAAUGAAAGUCCAUGACAUGCUGAAGAAGGGAUGGGAUGCAGAAGGGUCGCCAUUCAGAGGGCAAACGUUUGACCCCUCCAUGUUCAAUAUAUCCCCAGGAGCGGUGCAGUUCUAAGACGUUGCACCUAAAUGGGAUCAAGUACUGGAGCUCAUGGGUCCUUCUUUUGGACAAAGUUUACAGGGUUCACGUUUGUUUUGUUACAAAAACACCAGUUUAUUUUAACCUGUUUAAAAAUCCAUUGGAAGAGAUUCCAGCUUGUGAUUUGGAAGGAAUCACUUUAUGAUAUCAGAAAUUUGCACAGGAAAAACAGCCCCCACAGUCUUUGAGUUGCCCAAAAUAGAUCCGAUUAGGACAGGGAGGGUGAUGUGGUAGCUUGCAAACUCUUUCAGAUAUUGGGCUUUUCCAGUAUCAAUAUGUGCUAAUUCAUUGAGGGUUUUUCCCCCCAGGAAAUCUGUUUGGUUGUUUUUUCUGUUUACCUCUUUUACUCUCCAUGUUAUGUUUGUGCUCCUUAUGACUUAUAUAUACAUACAUACAUAUCAUUUAUAAGUAGCUGGGAACCCUCCAGUUCUUGUAGUUCAAUAACAGCUGACAGACCUCGGACUGCUCUACUUUUCUAAUAAAAUUGCGCUGUCGCUUCCCGAGCAGGUGGGAAACCCACUGGAUCAACCUUUAUCUUGGGUUUAAAUGGUUUACAGAUUGUGUUCCCAAUAAUACAGGAAUAAAGAUAAGUGUACUAUUGACAA
This is a messenger RNA of Spea bombifrons (plains spadefoot toad), 1783 nucleotides long. RefSeq names its product NudC domain containing 3 (gene NUDCD3). The coding region runs from base 114 to 1154 and encodes 346 amino acids. Gene Ontology annotation, biological process: protein folding. Gene Ontology annotation, cellular component: cytoplasm. NCBI's taxonomy places the organism in Eukaryota, Metazoa, Chordata, Amphibia, Anura, Pelobatidae. The record is from RefSeq and is a predicted model, not a curated record. The transcript is spliced from 7 exons.